Molecule: messenger RNA, 1448 nt
Organism: Sycon ciliatum
Lineage: Eukaryota; Metazoa; Porifera; Calcarea; Leucosolenida; Sycettidae
Product: thiopurine S-methyltransferase-like
Exons: 8
Coding region: 16-759 (247 amino acids)
Molecular function (GO): thiopurine S-methyltransferase activity
Source: RefSeq, a predicted model, not a curated record
GCGCAGGCGGUGAUCAUGUCUUCACCAAGAAAGCCUGAUACGGACUGGAAUGCUCGAUGGCAUGAUGCGGAGCGAACAACCUGGCACUGUGCAGCUGUGAAUGAACACCUGAUCAAGUAUUAUGACCGACUUCUGGAGGGAGCUAAUGCACACCGGAAACAGUUGAAUGUGUUUGUACCUCUGUGUGGCAAGACUGUUGAUAUGAUGUGGCUAAAGGAGCGUGGCCAUCACAUUCUUGGUGUUGAACUAGUGAGAAAGGCGUUGGACGACUUUGUAUCUGAAAACAAGCUGCCCUCGACGGUAUCUUCUGUGAAAAAUGGUGAUGGAGAGGAGCUUACUCUUAUCAAGGCCGGUGAGAAGAGCUCUAUCUCCCUGUUCCCAUCAGACUUGUUCAAUGUAGACUGUGUUGCUCUUGGCCAGGUAGAUGCGGUCUGGGACAGAGGUUCAUAUGUCGCACUGGAAGCAGAGUUUCGUCCCCGUUAUGCAGAUUACAUGGCUUCAGUGGUCAAACCUGGAGGUCGUCUUUUGAUGGAGACAUAUGACUAUGUGCAGGCUGAACAUCCUGGUCCACCGUUUUCUACUCCUAAUGACGAAAUCGUUGCUGCUUUUGGAAGCAAUUUCACCGUGGAGUUCUUGAUGAAGGAGGAUAUUCUCAAACUCUUUCAGGAAACACUCGGAUAUAAACUGAGAACAUUUUGCGAUCGAGGCAUGGCAUUGCUAGUUCGGAAUGGCCAUGCUGUUGAAAGUGGCAUGGAAUGAAUGCUCAUGUUCUUCACCCACCCUUGAACUGGUCGAGAGUAGUGUUUCCCCGUAAGAACGAACACUUGCACUAUCUUGAGUCGAUGGUACGUGCCGGAAAGUCUUCACGGAGACGGAAGCAGAGUAAAUUGAGAAACGUAGGAUGUUUGCGAUUCGUAAGAACAGCCAGUAAGAUACUUGACUUAGUAUUCCGAUCAGAGUGCUACAAUGUUUGCUGUAUGAAUGCCAUGGAUUUCCUAGCAAUAUUUAACCUAUAGAGCCCCACAUUCUCACACAGCUUUUCAUACAGCGCUACAAGACCCACCCUCUCCUGGCAUAUAUACCCGCAUGGUCGGCACCCCAUCCUCAUGUUGCCUGAUGAUUGCGAGAGCAUGACACUUGAAGUAGCAGCAAACAAGCCUUGAUUGUCCUUGUUGUUCUGUAAUGAUAUAAUUCUGAUUUACCGUGUGUCCAUCCACGGUCCAAUUUAUUGCUACAGCUCAAACAGUGUGUUACUCGCUUUACGUUGACUGUCAGCUGCGAUAGCCUAUCUCUAGUGGAUACUACUAGAUGGCACAUACACAUACACGCGCAUGCAUCGGACCAGUGUGCGCGCGUGUACACACACACACACACGUGUGCAGUGUGCAUGCUACCUUCCUGAUCUUCUCCUCCACACUGCUACUUUCAGCUACUAGUAAUUCAUUCAA